Vollenhovia emeryi is the source of this 1949-nucleotide messenger RNA. RefSeq lists its product as uncharacterized. Bases 608 to 1861 code for a protein of 417 amino acids. The transcript has 5 exons. The record is from RefSeq and is a predicted model, not a curated record. NCBI's taxonomy places the organism in Eukaryota, Metazoa, Arthropoda, Insecta, Hymenoptera, Formicidae.
UCCAACAAUCCGUGUAUGAAAGUCCGAUAUAUGCAAAGUUCCAGGUAUAAACCGUAUAUUUCAAUCACAGAGAGAUCGAGGACGAGUGCAUAGCGGAAAGUACGUCAGCUCCUCGUCUCGAAACGUGGAUGGCAUACGGAUGAUGGCUUAGUUUAGGCAUCACGCUGUGAUUUACCCAUCGGCACCAAUAAACACCGGCUCGCGGCGGCAUGUGCGCCUAGCCGGCUUGUCACGCAUUUAACAAUCCUGUACAGGGACCCGCUCGUUUACAUACGAUCGCGUAAGAAUGUGGAGGUGCGCGACGUCGAGGACGACCUGGGACCGUUAUGAAUCUUUUCGAGACCAGUCUUGUUCCAACAGCCGCCCGCGAGCCUCGAUAGAAUCCGCGAAAAUCGUGAAUUUCUCAGUGAUUGUUUAAAACCUUCGGAAGUAGAUUUUCUCACGGGAUAAUAUAAAAAUGUUUCAGGUUUUACAGUUAAAAAAGUUUUUUUAAUGAUUCUUGUUACUGAAUUGUGCUAGAAAGUAUAUCAGUUUCGUGAAUUUUUACAAAGUGCAUAUUUGAAGACGUGAAAAUAUUAUUUUAAACUGAUAAAAGGAAUAUCUCAUCAUGAAGGUAUUACGUAGUUUUAUGGUGCUAAUGAUUCUUCGAGAGGCUAUCGCCGGAAUCGUUAGGAAACCGCCAGCCUUUUCAACGCCAGUAUAUUCAAAUUCGUAUCUCCCCGCUGCCAUGCAGGUAAUUUUUCACACGGUCGAGCAACUGAAGGCGCUCCAAGCGGAAGAAAUAUUGCAGCUAGACGUACAAGUAGUAACUUCCUCGUCGAUAUCGACGACCCAGGCGAUGAAAGAUUGGCAACCGCAAUCGACGAUACCUCAGGGAAUUUCAAUAAAUUCAACUGCUACGACCGCGAAAGUGAAUGAUGAGAAGACAGAGACUCCCUUGACGCCAAGUUGGACUCAGGCGAGUAAGAUAUCGAGUCAAGGGUCUACCAAGACUUACGACGAUUCGACAGAAGUGGAUCAACGCUUAACAACUGUCAGCGUAUCCAAUAGUUACCAUAAAGAGACACCUGAAGUGAACGAAGAGACGACUGAAACGAAUUACGAAUUACCGGCCACCCCGGAAACGAAUCACGAAUCACCGGAGCUCGUACAGGAGACCCAAGAAUCGAAUCAGGAAGUCUCGGAGGAGAACGAAGAAAAAUCUUCAAGUACCGAACGCUCCUUCAGCGAAGUAGCCAAAAUACAAACCCCGCAACAGGACGAUGCAUCGCAUCAACAAUCGACACAGGCUUCUGUUACGCAGGUAUCAAAUUAUCAGAAAAAGACGACACCAACCGUCGACAGCGUCGUGAGUGAAAUUUACGGAAUCGUGAAGACAACGACAUCCUUGUUCAAAGAGGAAUAUGAUAACGACGAGGAAAUCGUGGAAGUAUCGAUUGAAAGGUCGGAGAAAAUUGAGGACGAAAAAGAAGAAACAAGAUUCUGUUUACUUGGCGAGAGAGUGGCUCAAGUGCCGCGUCCAAGUUUGAACCAGUACUUAAGGCGUUCCAAAGUACCGCCUAGGCCGUCUCUUCAACAACUAGCAAACCUUUAUGACGCUCUCAGCAAAGACGCGCGUAAGCAAGGAUUCGCGCGUUUUGCUGGUUACACGAACGAAGUCUUGAAGAUUUUGCACUCAUCCGCCGAGGGUGGCGUUGGACCGCAGCUGAAGCAGCUGCUAGAGAAGGUGGUGGAGCGGAACGAGCUCACCAGAGACGACGCGAAGACGAGGACGUCGCAGGCGCUGCGUGAUCUUAACGAUCCUGCCAGUGCGCUUAACAAAGAUCUGAGGCUUCUGUUGCCGUUACGUUACACGCUUUGAUUUUUUAAAAUAAUUGCAACGUUUUUGGAAGGUUUAGAAACAAUGAUACAAACAUUGCGAUAGAAAAUAUUUAUUUUCUAUUAUAAAA